GUGGCAAGUAUGGCGAGGGCUUGAAUUGUCACUUGAUAUUACCUGUCAGUUGUCUGAUCGUGUAAUUUAAUUACAGUCGGAUAGAUAGAAGUUUAAUGUGUAAAGAAUAAGACUAAACACUUGAGAUGUCACAUAAUAAUUCCAUGGAUUUUCUCCAGCAAUUAGUUAGUUGUAAUAACCAAUAAAAUGAAAUACCGAGAUUGUUUCUGUUAAAAAUUACAUCGGUGAUUCGUUAAUAUUACAAAUGCCAUCAAACUUUGAAGGAUGGCGAGAAUGAAGAGCGUGCCAGAUAAUCUAACGAAAUGGGAAAACCCAGAGACUCCUUUAGCUCCGCUGUCUUCCUCCCAGAAGAAAUGCAUCGCCGAUUUACAGGAAAAAUUGUCCUCAGCUUCGGUGAACCUGGGGCCAACAACCCAGUCGCUCAAGUCCUUGGAGAAUGAAGGCAAAGGUGACGUUGAGGGUAUAAAUCAGUCGCUUGGUUAUUCUGAUAAGAUAGAAUCUUACCAGGAGCUUUUGCAAAACUAUACUGCCUUGGAGAAAAGAUUCAUGUCAGUAGAGGAUCUUAAGUACACGCGGUAUCUGGAUCAGCUCAAAUCGCGACGUAACGAGUGCCACGAGUUGUGUGUUGAGAUAGAAAAUGCCCUGACUGACUUUCAGACCCUGUCUAAGCAAUAUACAACUGUUUCUUCUGAGACAAACUCCCUACAUGAGGCCAGCGAGCAGCUAAUUUCUGAUCAAAAAAAGCUAAAUGAUUUCAAUGAGGCUAUAGUCCAGCAUUUGAAAUACUUCAAGGAGGUUGAUCGCAUUAUGGAAAAACUCGAGGCACCCACAUUAUCGGUGAACAGUGAAAUAUUUUUUGAGCUUAUGGAAAAGAUUGACACCAAUAUGGACUUUAUUCAGAAUAAUGCCACCUUCAAGGAGUCUGUUAGUUACCUGGUCAAGUACAGACACUGUCAGUACAAAGCUAUCACCCUUAUGCAGCACUAUGUGUUUAACCAGUUUGCAACAGCCACAGAAAGUAUCUUGAGUCCUAAAGAAGCAGAUAAUGAACCCAAGAAUUCUGAUGCUGCACUUGCUCUGUUUUACGGACGUUUCCAGUCUAUCCUUCCUAAAGUUAAGGCCAUAAUUGAGCAGAUCGAGUCCAAAUCUUUGAAAAGGCCAGAGUAUGAAAGCCUACUUGCCGAGUGUCAUCAGUCCUACCUGAGCCACCGAGGUACCGUCCUAGGACCAGGAGUUAUGCAAGCUUUAAACUCUGUUAAAGAAAGAUAUAACGGGGAUCACUGCAGCUUGGUUCGUCAUUCCUGCGCCCUUCUUCUGCAUGCCUCGAUAGAUGAGCAUCGUCUUUUUUACCAAUUCUUUAGUAAGCAUUCGACAUCUUUGACCGUAUAUCUGGAGGGGCUGUGCACUUCACUCUAUGAUGCAUUGCGCCCUUUUAUAAUUCAUAUAAACCACCUUGAGACACUUGCGGAGAUCUGCUGCAUCCUAAGGAUAGAAAUGUUAGAUGAACAUGUUCAAAACAACUCCGAACCAUUACAAGGAUUCGGGAGUAUUUGCCUUCAGCUUCUUCACGAUGUUCAAGAGCGACUCGUCUUUCGAGCUCAUCUAUAUCUUCAAUCAGAUGUCCUCAAUUACAACCCAUCUGCAGGAGAUCUUGCGUAUCCUGAAAAACUCAAGAUGAUGGAGGACAUAGCGGAGUCAAUUAGAGAAGAGAACAACCAGCUGAGAUUGAAGCGGAUUUCCCUAUCAUCGAACGAAAGCGGUACGACCGAAGCUGUUUCACGCAGCCAUUUGACAAUGGAUCCUCUUCACUAUCAAAAAUCAAGUGCAGCGAAUUCUCCAGCCGAUUUACAUGGGAUGUGGUACCCUACCGUUCGUAGAACAUUGGUUUGCCUAUCUAGGCUUUAUCGAUGUGUUGAUCGACCAGUUUUCCAGUCCCUCAGUCAGGAGGCAAUCUCUCUUUGCGUUCAAAGCAUAGAAAAUGCAAGACAGAAGAUAAAUGACAGAUCAGGGCCACUCGAUGCCGAAUUAUUUCAAGUCAAGCACCUCCUUAUACUCCGGGAGCAAAUAGCCCCUUUUCAGGUCGAUUUUACCAUAAAAGAGUACAGUUUAGACUUUUCAAAGGUAAAAACCGCUGCUUUUGGGUUAUUGGAAAAGAGGUCAAGGCUAUUUACCCUCUCCAAUAACGCCCUGCUUGAGUUUCUCCUCGAGGGAGCACCGCAAAUGAAAGAGCAACUCAUAGAUUCCAGAAAACAUGUUGACGCUAAGCUCAAAUCCACAUGCCAAAGACUCAUACAACAUGCUACGCAUCUUCUGAUAGAACCUGUUAUCAAACUUCUGGAAAAAGCCAAGGUAAACGUUGCUCCUGAAGGAUCGAACAAGGUCCAAAAACAGUUCUUUGGCAAUGCUCAAGAAGUGGCUGCUAUCGUGGGCGAUGCUCAGAGGUUGAUAAAAUUCAAGCUACCAGUCAUCCAACAAUCGAUGCAAUUGUAUUUGGCCAACAGAGAAACUGAGUGCAUACUUUUCAGACCGAUGAAAAAUAAUGUAGUUGCUGCAUUUACCCAACUACUACAAUUACUCAGCAAUAACUUCACAGCGGAGGAACUCCUCCUUAUUGCUUGCCCCUUGCCUGAACAAAUAUCCGUUACUCUCAGCUCGACGAGUCUCACACAUGGUAGAGGUACGCAGCAGGACAAUUUCCAGAGAUUUGAGGUAGGGGAAAGAAGCGAAGUUACUACUAAUAAGGGUGUUACGGAAGGUCCUCCCAUUGGGCAAAAAAUAAUCCAGGACGAUACGAAUAAAACAGUUAUUAGUGAUAAUGGGAAAAAUCAUUCUGGUAGCCAGAACGCCUCGUAAUAAAAAUAAAUCGGGCUUCAUAAUCAGGAAGAAAAUAAUUGCUUUGUUAUUUAGAUCUUGUAGUAUUUUUAUAACUCGUAGAUAUGACGUGAUAAUAAAUGAUAUGAAAUGAUGUAUAUAUCAGCAUGAGAAUAAAGUAUGUACAAUCGAGUUUGAUAAAAAAAA
This is a messenger RNA of Athalia rosae (coleseed sawfly), 3018 nucleotides long. It is a transcript of the gene Cog3, whose product is annotated as conserved oligomeric Golgi complex subunit 3. NCBI's taxonomy places the organism in Eukaryota, Metazoa, Arthropoda, Insecta, Hymenoptera, Athaliidae. Gene Ontology annotation, cellular component: membrane; cis-Golgi network; COG complex. Bases 265 to 2853 code for a protein of 862 amino acids. Gene Ontology annotation, biological process: Golgi organization; intra-Golgi vesicle-mediated transport; intracellular protein transport. The transcript has 2 exons. The record is from RefSeq and is a predicted model, not a curated record.